AGGCCUACUCAUUGUCGAGGUCCACGCAAUGGAGGCAUCCUCCUCCUUCAGAGGACCGUCCGAGCCAUGGAGGGUUCUCGAGUUCUAUAGUGGCAUCGGCGGAAUGGUAGUAAUUGAUGCCUCUCAAAUAAUGCCUGAGGUUGCCUUCCUUGCUUUUACAGAGGUAUUCCAUGAUGAAGGCUGGACUCUCAGCUUCGGUGGUGGAAGCAUUUGAAAUAAACGACAGUGCGAACGACGUCUACGAGCACAAUUUCGGCCAUCGCCCUUAUCAGGGGAACAUAGGAAGCCUAACUGUUGCAGAUUUAGACAAGUAUGGGGCUCAUGCAUGGCUUUUGUCUCCUCCAUGUCAGCCUUAUACACGACAAGGUCUUCAAAGAGAUGCAGAUGAUGCUCGUGCACUCUCAUUUCUUAAGAUUCUGGAUCUGCUUCCACAGAUGAAAGAGGCACCUUUAAUGAUUUUUGUGGAGAAUGUUGUGGGUUUUGAGAAAUCUGAGACACAAAAGCGUUUGAUCAGAAGUUUGGAAAAUGCUGGUUUUGUUACACAAGAAUAUAUUUUGAGCCCAUUACAAUUUGGUGUGCCUUACUCACGUCCUCGAUAUUUUUGCCUUGCUAAACGCUAUCCGCUGUCAUUUGCCAACCCACACUUAAAUAAUCAGCUGCUUGAGACCCAUCAUCAUUUCCGAUUAUGUGAAGAAAAUGCUUGGGUUGAAAGCUCUGAAGUCGCAGGUGCAUCAUGUAAACCAAUUAGUGAGUUUCUUGAAACUGGGGAAAUUGUAACAGCAAGCACAUCACCAGGACACAAAUCAACCAAUGCUUCUGCACUGCCCCACAACAGAACAAAUGGUUUUGAACAUGUGUUUGAAGGUGGGCUAGAUGACAUAAAAUCAUUUCAGCACAGUGAUAAGGUGGGCUAUGAACCCAAGGAUCACGAAGAAAGUGUCUCUGUGGUAAAUAAGUUAGACCAAUUUGCUGUUCCUUCAAGCUUGGUUGAGAGAUUUGGCGGCUCAAUGGACAUAGUUUUCCCUGAAUCCAGACGUUGUUGUUGUUUUACAAAAAGUUACUACCGUUAUGUCAAAGGCACUGGUUCAUUACUUGCAACUAUCCAAGUUCAUUCAUUACAUGGGAAACCUGCAAUCUCUUUGCUGCAUCAACUUGGCCUGAGAUAUUUUACUCCACGUGAGGUAGCCAAUUUGCAUUCUUUCCCACAGGAGUUUGAAUUUCCGCAGCACAUCAGCCUUAGACAGCGGUAUGCACUGCUGGGGAAUAGUUUAAGCAUAGCAGUAGUGGCUCCAUUGCUGAGAUAUUUGUUUACAGAACCAUUACAAUGAUCCACUGUUUCCAUCAUUACAGUCGUUCAUUACCUACAUUUGUCAAAUGCAGAAGAGACGGGUGCAAACUAUUUGGAUUUGAUAUGUACAAUGAAGGUGGAUCACCAUCAAAUCUAACAGAACUUGUUAGUUGUUACUUCUUCCUGCCCAUAAAAAGCCCAAUGGAGAAAGCUGGCCCGUAAAUAACAUACAUGGAGAAAACACAAACGUUGUGUUGCUUCAAAGGUUUUGGGGCAUGGAGAUGAUUACAGUAGAGUUACUUUCACGAAAAAAUGCCUGCAAUUGCAGAAUAUGAAUUCUGACUGGAGGGAGAAUGCCAUCGCCGAAAGCGGAUUUUUCCCCUUAUAUUGUAUGGAAAGUGAAUAUUUUUCCAUAAAAACUAUUUACCUUUUCCUGCCUUGGUGAAAACAACUAACUGGUUCAGCGGCAAUUUUCUUGCAUGCUGUUUUGAUUUUUACUGAAACAACUUGUACGAGCAUGAUCAAGUCUAGGGGCAGGGACGGGUAGGAUAUGGUCUGCAUCCUAUACCAUUUUUAUAAGCAUCUUUGCCUAAUAAUCUAACUCCCAUGUAUUUUGCUGAUCUGAGUAUAACCUUUUGCAACCCUUUGAUUUACAUAGUUUGUCAGUUCAAAGGAGGACGAAAUUGAAACUGAACAUCUUUCUGUAUGCCAUUGUGCGGAAGCAGACAGGUCAAUGACAUAUAAGCCCUUGUAUUCUAGAUUGAAGUGAUCUGCUGUUAUGGAUCCCCUACUUCAUAAUGUAACUUGUUAUAACCGAACUAUGUUAUUUAUACGCAUAACUGUAAACUUUCUUCGUGAAAGUGGAUAGUUUUAUAUUAGCCAAUACUUGCUCUUUUCUUC
Nymphaea colorata (pocket water lily) is the source of this 2188-nucleotide messenger RNA. Its product is annotated as tRNA (cytosine(38)-C(5))-methyltransferase 2. The transcript is spliced from 11 exons. The coding region runs from base 171 to 1328 and encodes 385 amino acids. NCBI's taxonomy places the organism in Eukaryota, Viridiplantae, Streptophyta, Magnoliopsida, Nymphaeales, Nymphaeaceae. The record is from RefSeq and is a predicted model, not a curated record. Gene Ontology annotation, molecular function: methyltransferase activity.